CAAAUGUGAACUUAAUAUCCAAACAGACAUGUACAUUCAAUCAAGCAACUUAGAUGUACUGUAUUUCUGAACUACACUGUAGUAAGUCCACUGUAAUACAUUCGGCCUAAUGGUCAAUGUUUUUUAAUGUAGAGGGAGAUGUUGGAACUGAAGUUUUAGCAUCACCUGGGUGUGUUCACCUGGUCAGCAGAGAGGGAGGAGAUAAAUACACCUCUAUAAACUCCUCUCUUUCCCCUGUCUCUCCAUCCAUCUCACCAAAUCUGGGGAGGUAAGAAGACAGCUAACUGGUGGCAAUGAUACAGGAAGUACUUCUAUUCCUGCUGCUGGCAGUCAGGGCCUCACCAGUGUUGAUGGCUGAGGUGUCAGUACUGGAGGGAAGCUCUGUGACCCUUCUCUGCGGAUACUCUGUGAAGGAUCACGGGUAUAACACAUGCUGGGGCAGAAAUUGUUAUUACAAUUACUGGGGUGAAUGUGGAUGUUCUGAACCCAGAGUGAUCAAGAAGGCUGCCAUCUCACCUAAUGACCCCAAAAAAUACAGCCUCAGCGGGGAAAAGCUCACCAUUUCCAACCUUCAGUUGAAGGACAGGGGGAGUUACUGCUGUUGUGUAGAUAUCGCAAGUGUAUUUUCCCGAGACUAUACAGAAUAUUACAAUCUAAAGGUAGUAAAAGGUUGUGAGAGGAACCUAAUGAAAGGAGUGGAUUUUAGGAUAAAUAAUAUGGAUCAUUCGCCGCCAUUCGUAACUAAUGCAAGUCAGUGCAGGCAGAAAUGCACCGAACAUUACAAUUGCCAGUACUUCACAUUUGUUGGGAAAGAAGCAGGAAUAAAUAACAGACACUCAUGUUUUCUGAUGGCCUCAACUGAUGAUAUGCCUGUCACAAUACAAUACUUUGAACAUGCAACCUCAGGCUACUCCCUGAAAAACUGCAGUGGUAUCAUCACCUACACAGCCAAAAAGUACAGCCUCAUCCUUGAGGAGAAAAACUGGACCGAAGCACAAGAGCACUGCAGACAACACUACACAAACCUGUCCAUCAUACACACAGAAGAGGAUUGGGAGGCAAUUCAAUCUUCUUUGGGUAAUUUCACCGGUGAUGUGUGGAUUGGGCUCCAUAGGCCUGGUUCAACUGAAAAGUGGAAGUGGUCUGAUGGAGAGGAUUUCAUGUUCUUUAACUGGGAAAAUGGUUUUGGUGUCCACGCCGUGGGUCAUGACUGUGUCUUGUCUAUUUCAUCUCACUGGCAACCAGUCUCUUGUGCAACUCAAAGACAGUAUAUGUGUCAACGAGAAGUUCAUCAUGGUAAUGGAACAACAGAGAAGGUGUAUGAGCUGAUGCCUGGGACAAAGACGCAGCAGGAUGCUCUGAAAGACUGCAAGAGCAAAAGCAGAGAUCUGGCAAGUAUCCUAAACCAGAAAGAACAGGAAGCCUUUGAUGAGGUGACUGAAGGGGACACCUGGAUUGGACUUGAGCACAACAACAGCAACACACUAUGGGAAUGGUCAAAUGGAGAACCAUUUCAGCAAUGGGAAAACACCAGGGUAGAUGGAAACUGUGUACAGCUGAACAGAAAAUGGAGACCAAAAGAUUGCUCUCGUCAAAGUGCUUUCCUUUGCUAUGGAGAUGAACAUCCAAUUAACAACACCGGGGAUUUAAACACUCCUGUUACACCUGAAACCACCAGCCCUACUUCAACUGGACCUCCGUCUACAGAAAUGUUUACCACAACACCUACCACCUCACCAACUACCACUACUAAUGGACAGUCCACCACCUCACGAACUACCACUACUAAGGGACAGUCCACCACCUCACCAACUACCACUACUAAUGGACAGUCCACCACAUCACCAACUACCACUACUAAUGGACAGUCCACCACCUCACCAACUACCACUACUAAUGGACAGUCCACCACCUCACCAACUACCACUACUAGGACAGUCACUAUUAAUGGACAGUCCACCACAUCACCAACUACCACUACUAAUGGACAGUCCACCACCUCACCAACUACCACUACUAAUGGACAGUCCACCACCUCACCAAAUGCCACUACUAAGGGACAGUCCACCACCUCACCAACUACCACUACUAAGGGACAGUCCACCACCUCACCAACUACCACUACUAAGGGACAGUCCACCACCUCACCAACUACCACUACUAAUGGACAGUCCACCACCUCACCAACUACCACUAGUAAUGGACAGUCCACCACCUCACCAAUUACCACUAGUAAGGGACAGUCCACCACCUCACCAACUACCACUACUAAUGGACAGUCCACCACCUCACCAACUACCACUACUAAGGGACAGUCCACCACCUCACCAACUACCACUACUAAGGGACAGUCCACCACCUCACCAACUACCACUACUAAGGGACAGUCCACCACCUCACCAACUACCACUACUAAGGGACAGUCCACCACCUCACCAACUAUCACUAUUAAUGGACAGUCCACCACCUCACCAACUACCACUACUGACAGACAGUCCACCACACUACCAACCUCAACUUCCAGUGGACAGCUGACCUCAUCAGGUUUCACCUCCCCAAACAGUCAGCCAACAUCCUCCCCCAGUAGUACAACUUCUCCACUCCAUCCUAAUUACCUGCACUUCUUCAACGAGUCCAAGAGCUGGAUCAAUUCCCUGAAGUUCUGUAAAAGUCGUGGCUCCAAGUCUAACCUGGUGCAAAUCACCAACCAGACUGUGCAUGCUGACGUGACCCAGCUCCUGGCCAACGUGGAGCUGCAAUGUGGGGAAGUGUGGAUUGGUCUGGAGCGGUCCAUCUUUGAGUGGAACGCCCCCUGGCUGUGGACCAGUAGUGAUGUUGAUAAGGUGGUGAAGUACAGUGAGUGGCACAGCUGCUCCCCCCUCAACCCCAUCAAUUACCACUGUGGUAAGAUGGUCCGGGUUGGUAACGGAGAACUGAAGUGGCUGGAUGCUUCCUGUCAUCAGGAAUUACCCUUCAUCUGUCAAGAUCUCCACUAGAGGGCUCUACAUGGCAGCCUGGACAGUCUGCAGACACUCAGGGUCUGGAAAGAGCCUGCAUUUCAAUUCAUUAUAUUAUUAAACCACUAUUACUAUUAUUACUAUUAUUAGAAUUAUUAUUACUAUUUUUACUUAUCAUUUUUACUAUUACAUUAUAUUACUCAAUGAUACUGUAUGUUUACUCAUAACCAUGGCUAUGACUGUUAUUAACUGUACUAAUUUGAUUGUUUAAAAGUAGAGUAGAUAAAAGUAAAGACAAUAUUAUUAAAAUUAAAAUGUAGUAUUUAGCUUUUGUGUGAUCACUGUAGCCUAUUGUUGGAGACAGCUACAUAGUUAUAAUGACAAUAUUGGUAUUUUUUAUGUAUGCAUUUCAUGCUAUAACUGUGACUUCUGUGAAAUUGACACGGCUGCACUGAUGGCCAUAUUGAUGCAACAAGGUGCCAUAAACUCAAAUCAACUGAACCAUUGAGCUUUGCAAAAACAUGCAUUGGAGACAUAAUCCCAUUUUCAUAAAAAUAAAAAAAAUGAUAAGGUUUACAUAGGCUAUGGGU
Molecule: messenger RNA, 3547 nt
Organism: Oncorhynchus tshawytscha (Chinook salmon)
Lineage: Eukaryota; Metazoa; Chordata; Actinopteri; Salmoniformes; Salmonidae
Exons: 11
Coding region: 294-2996 (900 amino acids)
Biological process (GO): proteolysis
Cellular component (GO): extracellular region
Molecular function (GO): protein binding
Source: RefSeq, a predicted model, not a curated record